This is a messenger RNA of Onychostruthus taczanowskii (white-rumped snowfinch), 2274 nucleotides long. RefSeq names its product ankyrin repeat and EF-hand domain containing 1 (gene ANKEF1). NCBI's taxonomy places the organism in Eukaryota, Metazoa, Chordata, Aves, Passeriformes, Passeridae. The transcript has 9 exons. The record is from RefSeq and is a predicted model, not a curated record. Gene Ontology annotation, molecular function: protein binding. The coding region runs from base 1 to 2274 and encodes 757 amino acids.
AUGCUACCAGUAGACAAAAGACUUCUAAACUUACAGAUCUACAAACUUCUUCAGUGUGUUCACGAGAAAGACAAGAAGCAAAUAGAAAAUCUGAUCCAGAAAGGAUUCCCAGAUCUCAUUAACUACACGGAGCCCAAGGAAGGAUAUAGUGCCUUUCACGUGGCCUCCAUGAAAAAUGACAUUGAAAUGUGCCGCUUCCUGCUGGAACACGGAGCUCGCCCAAAUGUCCACGACAACAUGGGAUGCACUCCAGCCAUGAAGGCAGCCGAGCUAGGCUAUGAGGUGAUUUUGGAAUUAUUAGCAAAGGCUAACGCAGACAUGACUGCUGUGGAUAAUGAAGGGAAAGGUAUCUUGUUUUACUGCCUUUCACCUACAGGACGCCACUCCCACUGCCUGCAAAUUGCCUUCGAAUAUGGUGCAGAUGUCAACAACUGUACCACUACUGGGAGGUCAGUGCUUCUACAAGCCUGUGAGCAAGCGCAUGAGGUUAAAGAAAUAUGCCUGAUUUUCUUGGAGAAAGGAGCAGAUCCCCAUGCAAAAGACCCGGCCACGGGCCGCACGGCCGUGAUGGAGGCGGCGCGGGAAGGGGCUGCCGAGGUGCUGCUGGGGCUGCUGCGCAGGGGAGCCGACGUCAACCUCUUCGACUUCGAAAGACACAGCGCUGCGCAUUUCGCGGCCAAAGGAGGCUUUUUUGAGAUUCUGACGAUUAUUUCAGGUUAUGGUGCAGACUUGAAACUGAUUGCUAUGAAUGGUAACACACCACUUCAUUAUGCUGCAGAGGGAGGAUUUACGGAUUGCUGCAGGUAUAUAGGACAAAGAGGCUGUGAUCCUACGUGGUCAAACUUGGCAAAUCUGACCCCAAGGGAUGUUGCCAAGCUGGGUGGGUUUAAAGCAGCAGCAGCAGUAUUGCGCAAAGCUGAAAAAGCCCUAAAAAAGCCAGAUGAGAUCCUUGCCUGGUACCUGAAGGUGUACGACUGGUCCUUGCAGCACGAGGAUGCCAUCCGCAAGGAGUUUGAGACUGACGAAGAAGGAGAUGGGAUGGUAUCCAGAAGUGAUUUUAUGUCAGUCAUUCGGAAGCGCUGGGGCACCGUGGAUGAGGAACAAAUAGAAAUUCUUGCUAAAAAGCAUGAAGUAUCUACUGACAGGAUCAGCCUUGAUGAUUUUUUUAAAGGCUCAAAAUACCUGCAGAAACCCUUUCUGCUAUCAUCCUUUGGGCCCAAAGCAAAGAAGAAGAAGAAACCGCAGAGAAAGAAAGGCAAGAAAGGCCUCCCUGUGCCAAUUUGUGUAAUCCCAAAGAGUGAACGCCCGCUGAGGGAAGAUGGCUUCCCUACCUACAUGGUUGAGGCUGUCCCAAACAUUCCUGAAGAGCAGCGUUUCAAACGGGCCCUCCAGUCCGUCCAUCCCGUGUUCGAUGACCGUGCCUGGUACGCAGAGGAGCCGAGGAAAUCCCUCAUGGAUAUCAACUACCUGGUCAGAGAAGGAGACUUUGUGUCUCUGCAGAAAGCCUUCCACCAGGGCGUGCCAGUGGACAUAAAAGAUAAAUAUUACAAAACACCUUUGAUGGUUGCAUGUGCAAGUGGCAACAUAGUUCUGGUGGAGUUUCUUCUGGAAAAGGGGGCUGAUGUAAAUGCAACAGACAACUUCCUGUGGACUCCUCUGCAUCAUGCCUGCUAUAAUGGACACCUGGAUAUCGCUGAGGUGCUGGUGAAGGCUGGAGCAGCCGUCAAUGCCCCUGCAAUAGGUGAUGCCACCCCGCUGAUGAGAGCCAUCGAGGCCUGCAGGCUGGACAUGGUCUAUUUCUUAAUCACUGCAGGUGCUGAUGUCCAAGCUAUAAACAGCAAUGGAAAGAGUGCUCUUGAUCUUGCUCAAGUAUUUGAAGAUGAUACAAUAAUUGAACUGCUCGAAAAUCAACUGCAGAUUUUGGCAGAAAAAAAAGAAAAAGAAGAAGCAAAGCCAGCAAAAGGUGGGAAGGCAAAACCAGCAGAGCCACCGAAACCUGUGAAGAAGGAGUCUCCAGAUGUGUCUCCACCACCUGAGGAAGAACCUGUUCCUGAAAGAACAAAGCGUUCCCGUAAGGACAGUUCUGCUUAUUGGAAAUCUUUGGCAGCGAGAGAAGACAAAAAUGACAUCUCCUUCAGACCCAGAAAAAUAUGGAGCCCUGAUGCCACAGCAAUGCAGCUUGCAGAAAAGCGAGAAUCGCUCCGAGAACGUGCUGCUCUUUGUGGUCACAUGAAAGAUUUUACAACCCUCUUCAACAGAAAAUUAAAGGAAUAA